Messenger RNA from Acanthoscelides obtectus, 441 nucleotides. NCBI's taxonomy places the organism in Eukaryota, Metazoa, Arthropoda, Insecta, Coleoptera, Chrysomelidae. The record is from the annotation of a GenBank genome assembly.
AUGGACAAUAAAUUUGCCACAUGCCGGCUUUGUAAUAAAAAAUUGAAAUAUUUAAUUAGCACCGGCAAUUUAGAAACACACGUUGUUAAACAGCAACCUAUUCAAUAUGACCAGCAAUUGAACAAAAAUAAACCAGUCGAUGCUACCCAAGUCGAUACCGAUGAUGAAAAUGAAAGUAAUGAUCCGUCCCAAGUAGAGACAAUAAGUAGUACUCCUGUCAGUCCUGUUCCUGAAGCUGCAACCGAAGUUGAAAUUUCAUACAGAAGUGAAAGUCAGCAGUCCAUAUUUUCGGGAAAUUUGCCUGGCCCAUCAACAAGUAAAGAAUCUCAAUCUCAACAUUCUCAACCCUUAGAAAACCUUCCUAUUCUGUCAACAAGUAAGCAAUCUCAACAAAAACGUUCUAUUUGCGAACCCAAAUACGAAAACGAGGACGACAAUUAA